GUCUGUCGCGGUGUCUCGUCUCGGUAUCGUUCGUUGCUCGCUGGGAUCGAUCGAUGGAUCGAGCACAUCAUCAUUUCUAUAAAGUGCCACUCCUGCCGUCGAUCUGGUUUAGUUUGAUAGCCGAACCGAUCCUAGCAGCAACAGCAGCAGCACGUUUUUUCGGGAAACUAGUGCGUGUGUGGGAAGUGUCGCGUGUUUCCGCUUGAUCGUUAGCGUCCUACCUACGUCCAAGUGGUUUGUCGCGAGGAGAGCAAGUGAAAGUUCUUCUUCGCAGCUGCAGUCUGUUGGUGGAUUGUGAAAUUUUGAGGAAAAGAGCCGGUGGAAAGUGAAAGCUGAAAUGAAAAUUGUGCUGGUGAUCGUGUGUGGUUUCCUGGGCGUUACGUAUGCCGCCAAGAUAAAGAUCCCGUCGAAGAACCGGAACGAUGACCUGUUCUCGGAGGACGAGUUCACUUUCCCGGUGGAGGACAACAAGGAUCCCACCAUCUUCAAGGGGGACGUGAUGAAGGCCGGUAUUCUGAUGGCCGAAGUCAAGAACCAGGGCAAGGGCAAGUUCAAAUAUGCCGUGGAAACCGCGAACGGUAUCGAAAUCGAGCAGAUCGGCAAGCUGAGGAAUGACAACAAAACCUUCGUGGUCAUGGGAUCGUACACCUACACGGGAGCCAACGGCAAGCGAUAUCGCGUCCGAUACACUGCUGACGAGUUUGGCUAUCAUCCCAUCACCGAGCUGGACAUCGACAUCCCAGAACCCGGCGCAGCCGCACCAGCUCCCAUCAAACCCUCCACGUUCAAACCGAAGGCUACGACGACCACUACAACCACGACCACCGAGCAUCCGGGGUACUCGUACGAGCGUCCCACGAAUGGCUAUCUGCCACCCACCAACGGUUACCUGCCGCCAUCCAACCAGUACCUGCCGGCGAAGGACGCCAACGAGCCGCCAGUAAAUCAACUCCCACCUCUGUUCAGCCCCCAGUACCGGGGACAGAAUAUUCUCUAAUGUGUGUGUGGGCCUUAGCUGAUAGCUGGGAGGGCUAGUGCUAGAUAGAUUUUUUGCCAUUGCACAUGACUAACAUGAUAAUCCCAUAGUCACACUCAAAUCUCUCAUAACAACAGAAUAAAAGAAAACAGUAGUUGUUUAGGCAACAGUUUCCAACAUUCUUCAUUGAUGGCGACACGUGUAAAUAUAGAUUGAAUACUCUCUAGGAUUAGGAUAUUUAUAACUUGAAAUAAAGCUUAGUAUGAUACAAAUUUGCGUUGUGGCUUGAGGCCAAUUGCAACCAUA
Molecule: messenger RNA, 1282 nt
Organism: Aedes albopictus (Asian tiger mosquito)
Lineage: Eukaryota; Metazoa; Arthropoda; Insecta; Diptera; Culicidae
Product: pupal cuticle protein
Exons: 4
Coding region: 338-997 (219 amino acids)
Cellular component (GO): chitin-based extracellular matrix
Molecular function (GO): structural constituent of chitin-based larval cuticle
Source: RefSeq, a predicted model, not a curated record